This is a messenger RNA of Fundulus heteroclitus (mummichog), 2008 nucleotides long. Its product is annotated as potassium voltage-gated channel, Isk-related family, member 4. Lineage: Eukaryota; Metazoa; Chordata; Actinopteri; Cyprinodontiformes; Fundulidae. The coding region runs from base 107 to 667 and encodes 186 amino acids. The record is from RefSeq and is a predicted model, not a curated record. The transcript has 2 exons. Gene Ontology annotation, cellular component: membrane. Gene Ontology annotation, molecular function: potassium channel regulator activity; transmembrane transporter binding; delayed rectifier potassium channel activity. Gene Ontology annotation, biological process: membrane repolarization during action potential; regulation of heart rate by cardiac conduction; regulation of ventricular cardiac muscle cell membrane repolarization.
AUAACUGCGUCUGAACUCAGUUCUGCCCAAACCUCAGAGGGGAUAGAAGAGGCUCACAUAAGAUACAGUUCUGCAGUUUGGAUUUCAUCGCAAACUUCACAAAAAAAUGGAACGCCUAGAAAACUUCACAGCAGCACCAGCGAGCCUCUUCUUGAACACGGAUGUGCGCGCGGCGGAGUCCCAGGCCGCCGCCGUCGAAGGCGACGGGAGCGCAUACCUCUACAUGCUGAUAGUCAUGUCAUUCUACGCGGUGUUCCUCUGCGGUAUCAUGCUGGGCUACUUUCGCUCCAAGAGGAAGGAGAAGAGGAGGAUCAACAUCUUCACGCGCCUGGUGCACGAGGUGGAGCAGAGGGAGUGGGGCGCUCUGCCCAAGAAGCAUAGCGCCACCUUCCCGGCCGCAGUCUCGGGGCUGCGCGCCGUGCAAGUUUCCUUGCCGUUCUGCGGUUACCACGGCAACCACUCCGGAGCCCUCAGUCACGAGGGUUUUCUGCCGUCUCCACUGGCGUGCGCGCUGUGCGCGGAGCAAAGCAGCGUCAGCUCCCUGUGCUCCUCCGCGGACACGCGCCUGACCAUUGAGGAGGAGGAGGCCGACAGCGGCGCGGCAGAGGGACCGCAGGGGAACCUGAAGGCUGCACCAGCGGGGCACGGCGGAGACGAUUCAGGCUGAACCUUACCCUGGCUUUAGAUCCAAAGAGUGAAAAUUAGCUCCGAGAUAAAAGAUGAGAAAAACAGCUUGAGGGAAAACAUGAGUGGCCCUUAAAUGCGUUAUUAUUGGGCCUCCAAAGGGGACAGUCGGCAGCUGUGAAGCCCUAAAUUUGUUCGUGAAACUCCAUAACCAACAUCUGUGACGCGCCACACGCAAGGAAGAGAAACAACGUGGGCUGAUAUUCAUAAUCCACACAUUAUUAUAAUUUUUUAAUGUACCUAUCGACGAUUGCUACUUUCAGCUUUAUGACAAGUUAAGCACAAUGCCACACCUAAACGUACACACAGCUCAUGUCAAAUCUCUUAAGAACGCAUUGCUACCGUGGUUUAAAAAGCAGAAUAACAGGAAAUGUUCAUUGUAAGUUUGUUGCCUUCUGGUUUUAAAUGUGGUUCUUUGUUUUUUGGAGAACGCUGAGCUGAUUCAGAGUAGACUAGUUAUUAUUUUUACAGUGUGUGAAUGAAUUGGGCUCUUUUUGCGGUGUCCCCCUCGUUGCUGUUGAACCCCCUCCCCGCCCCUUCCUGCUGCUGCCACCUCACUGGUUUGGGCUGAUGACUCAUCCUGCAGGAGGCUUGAAUGGAAGACUGGUUCUGUGUUUUGCUCUUCAGCAGAACUCGACUUGCUCUGACCGACACAGGUGUCAAGAACUGAAAAAUACCUGGAACCCACUUGAAAGGUUGUCUGAAAUAAAGGUCGUCUGUUGUAGCCUCAUGGCGGACAGAUAUCUGUUCACAAGCAAUAGAUUAGGUUUACUUGAUGAAAAAAAAUGCACUAUAGGAUAUAUGUGUGUGUGUAUUGGUCACUUUUACAGCUUUAAUUUAACAUGGAGAGCUGGGAAGCGUUAAAGGAAACAAUAAAUGCAUUUGGAAUGAAAACAGCUUCUCUUUUCUUUGAAUUUAACUUUGUUAAAUCGCCAGUAGAGGGCAGUGUUGAUGUGGUUGUUUAGAAAUAGGCAAAUGAAUGGGAGACACAAUUAGGAAUCUGUUUUCAUUAUUUUUUUAAGAAUACUUUUAUCAUUAAAAUAGUCCCGGAAAGAUCUCUUUCCUAGUUAAAUCUACUCAGACAUCAGACUGUCUCAAGUAUCUUUGUUGCGAUUCAUAACUCCUGAUGCCUUUUAGUUUAGAAAAUAAAAGUGAACCCGAGGGGAUCGUGAACAGCAUUUAUAAAUCCAUCAGUAUGUAUUAGCACAUGUGGAUUUGAUGCAAACCCAGCAGACCAUAGAAGUGAUUCACCAACACUUUUUCCUUUUCACUUUCAAUCAACUUCCAUCCUGUCUGACAGGAGACAGGAUGCCUACAGGCAGCU